CAAAAAAUUCCUGGAUAGGGCUUAGGUUUGCAGCAUUUCUGCUCAACCCCCCAACCCAAAAACCCCUAAACCCCCAAUCUGAGAGCACAAUCAACCCUAGUUACAGAAUUCCAUCAAAAUUUGCUAAUGCUUCAAGAUUUUCUUCCUCCUGGAGCUAGCCAUCUUCUUAAAUGCAUCGGACUGCUAUCGUGUUGAGCCACAGAACACUCAGAAACAGAGCUACAGCUUUAUUGCAGAACGCAAACAUAUUACACAACUCUCAAUUGAAUAAUAGUGCCAAGCCAGUAAAUGAAAAUGGUUUUUUUCCACUCAGAGCACUUUUUUACAGCACUUAUACGUUUACUAGGCGAGUUCCUGACCCGAAUGAUCCGGCCACCUUGAUGAAGGAGGACGGCGUCGCUGUUUGUUCACAAAUGUGGAUAGAGAAUUUCCAGGAGCCGGAGAAAACUGUUGGUAAUUUGACCAACUAUUUGAGGAGGUUUGAGUUGUGGGUGUUGGCAUACCAGAAGGUUUGCACCGACGAGACAGGCGCAUACCUGCCCCGUAGCUCCAUUACCCGUCCUGCGCUUGAGGACUUGUUGGCACUUAGGAAUGCUGUUCUUGAUGGCAGGUUUAAGUGGGGAGCUAGGUUAGAGUUUUUCAUUAGGUCUCCCAAGGACAAAACGGAAUAUGAGUCAUUAUCAAAGAGGAAGAUUAGGGCAAUUUUGACAACUACACAGCCGGCGCCUUUCCAGGAUAAGAUUGUUCAGGAGGUGUUACUGAUGAUUUUGGAGCCCAUUUAUGAAGCAAGGUUUUCACAGAAGUCAUUUGCAUUUAGGCCAGGAAGGAAUGCCCAUACGGUGUUGAGGGUGAUCAGAAGGAGUUUUGCAGGGUACUUGUGGUAUAUAAAGGGAGAUUUGAGUACGGUGUUGGAUGGUAUGAAGGUUGGGAUGGUGGUUAGUGCUCUGAUGAGGGAUGUUAGGGAUAAGAAGGUGAUUGAUUUGAUAAAGGCUGCAUUAACCACACCAGUGAUCACGAGUAGGGUUGAUGAUGGAGAGAAGAAAAAGAAGAAGAAACGGAAGUAUCAAAAGAAGAGAGUUCUUGCAGAAGAUGAACCGAAGCCAGAUCCUUAUUGGCUGGAAACAUUUUUUGGGUUUGCACCAGAGGAAGCUGAAACACAUCCUUCAUGGGGUCAUUGUGGAAUCCUUAGUCCUCUUUUGGCUAACAUAUGCCUGGACGAAUUGGACCGAUGGAUGGAAGAUAAAAUUAAGGAAUUCUAUAGGCCAUCUACAAGUGAUGUCAUAUGGAAUAGUCCUGAUGGGGAGGCAGAACAAGGAAAUACAUCUUGGCCGGAAUUUGUGCCCACAAGUGGUCCUGAUAAGACUAGGAAAAUUGACUACAUACGCUACGGUGGUCAUAUCUUGAUUGGAGUUAGAGGACCAAGGGCAGAUGCAGCAACUCUGAGAAAGCAGUUGAUAGAAUUCUGUGACCAGAAGUAUAUGCUAAAACUUGACAAUGAGAGCCUCCCUAUUGAACACAUAACUAAAGGCAUAAUGUUUCUUGACCAUGUAUUAUGCCGAAGAGUUGUGUAUCCUACUCUGCGAUAUACCGCUACUGGCGGGAAAAUUAUCAGUGAGAAGGGUGUGGGGACACUAUUGUCUGUCACAGCUAGCUUGAAGCAGUGCAUUAAACAGUUUAGGAAGUUGAACUUUCUGAAGGGAGAUAGGGAUCCAGACCCACAACCUUGUUUCAGAAUGUUCCAUGCUACCCAGGCUCACACAAAUGCCCAAAUGAAUAAGCUGUUGUCAACAAUGGUUGAGUGGUACCGAUAUGCUGAUAACAGGAAGAAAAUAGUUAAUUUUUGUUCAUACAUCAUUAGAGGCUCACUUGCAAAGCUCUAUGCCGCAAAGUACAAGCUGAGGUCACGAGCAAAAGUUUACAAGAUUGGGGCUCGGAAUUUGAGUCGUCCUCUUAAGGAAAAGAAAGGGCAAUCACCAGAGUAUCAUAAUUUGUUGAGAAUGGGUCUCGUGGAAUCAAUUGAUGGACUCCUAUAUACCCGAAUGUCUCUUGUACCUGAAACGGACUACUCUCCUUUCCCGGCAGGAUGGAGACCGGAUCAUGAGAAAGCAUUACUGGAAUAUAUAAGGCUUGAGGACUCAAAAACUCUUGAGGAGGAACGCAACUGCCUUAAAGAACAAGGCCUGAUUUCACCUCAGGAUUACAUUUCAAUGCUA
Sesamum indicum (sesame) is the source of this 2213-nucleotide messenger RNA. Its product is annotated as Intron maturase, type II family protein. The record is from RefSeq and is a predicted model, not a curated record. NCBI's taxonomy places the organism in Eukaryota, Viridiplantae, Streptophyta, Magnoliopsida, Lamiales, Pedaliaceae. Gene Ontology annotation, biological process: mRNA processing.